Molecule: messenger RNA, 801 nt
Organism: Ectocarpus sp. CCAP 1310/34
Lineage: Eukaryota; Phaeophyceae; Ectocarpales; Ectocarpaceae
Source: the annotation of a GenBank genome assembly
AUGGUUCUCGGCCUGGGGCAGCCGGAUGUCGCUCAGGCGCUCGACAACCGGGCGGAUGUGACUGACACGCUGUGUGCGACUGUAAGCCAGGGCAAGUACGCUGAGGCUGAGCCACUGUACGAGCGGUGGCAGGCGAUAUUCGAGACGGCCUUGGGUCCAGAGCACCCGAAUGUGGCAACAGCGCUCAACAACCGGGCGGGGUUGUUGGAGGAUCAGCGUCGCCAAACGAAUUUCUCUCCUCCGCUUCCCGUCACAUUCCAGGGCAAGUACGAGGAGGCUGAGCCUCUGUACAUGCUCUCGCUAGCUAUUGACGAGAAGGUUUACGGUCCUGACCACCUGGAAGUCGCUGAAGACCUCAACAACUGCGCGGGGUUGUUGAGUAUCGAGGGCAAGUACACUGAGGCCGAGCCGCUGUACGAGCGGUGCCAGGCGAUAUUCGAGACGGUCUUGGGUCCGGAGCAUCCUGAUUUGGCAACAGCCCUCAACAACCGGGCUAGGUUGUUGGAGAGCCAGGCGCUCAACAAGCGGGUGGGCGUGGAAGGAAAAUGUUUGUGUUUAUUCGCGACCAGUUAUAGACCCCACUUUGUUUGGCUAAACUAUGAAUACAUCUGCCAGGGCAACUACGCUGAGGCCAAGCCGCUCUAUGAGCGGUCACAAGCCAUACGAAAGAAGGUGCUGGGUCCGGAUCACCCAGACGUGGCAACUGUCCUCAACAACCGGGCGGGGUUGUUGAAAAUCUUGUUGAGCCUCGAGAACCCCGGUGUGGCCCAGGCGCUUCACAACAGCACGGGUGUUUCAUAA